This is a messenger RNA of Carassius carassius (crucian carp), 1004 nucleotides long. RefSeq lists its product as uncharacterized. NCBI's taxonomy places the organism in Eukaryota, Metazoa, Chordata, Actinopteri, Cypriniformes, Cyprinidae. The record is from RefSeq and is a predicted model, not a curated record. The transcript is spliced from 2 exons. The coding region runs from base 172 to 945 and encodes 257 amino acids.
UACACCUAGAGCAGCCAGGAGAUAGAUAUGAAAACAGUUGCGCUGGAGAGCACUGAAGAACAGUGGGAGUAUCACUUAAACUAAAAAAAAGAAUCAAAGGAAAGCAAAAUAACUCAAACAACCCUGGAGGAGCCAGAGAAAGACACUACACAGCACGAGCAUGAAGCCACAAUGAGCUGUGCUCAGGCUGAACCAGAGGAGAGCUCCGCUAAUGCCAGCGCCAAUACUAACACCGGCCUUAACAGCACCACCAACGAUGAGUUGGAGUGCAAAAUCUGCUACCAGCGUUACAAUGCACACAGCCGCAAGCCCAAGAUUCUGGACUGCCUGCAUCGCGUGUGUGCCAGAUGCCUCAAUAAGAUCCUGGACAUGGGGGACGGCUCCAGCUCCAUCAGCUGCCCUUUCUGCCGCCACGAGACACAGGUCAGCGAGCAUGAAGUGUCAGGGUUACCAGACGAUUCAAACAUAAUUUGCCGUCUGGCAGUGCGGGACAAGUCCUGGAGUUCGGACCACAGUAAGGAGGUAGUGCUGACGCCCAAGAGCCUGUCCUCCAAUGAGAGUCCAUCCCACGACUCCUCCAACUGCCUGGUCAUCACCAUCAUGGAGGUGCAACGGGACCAGCAGCGCUCGCCCAGCCAAAAUGCCAGCUUUGACUACUACGGCGACCACAGUCUGGACUCAGUCUCCGUAGCAUCUAACAGUGGUGCAUUGGACCAAGAUGCACUGUCCAAGUUCUGCAAUCACGUGCCACGAGUCUUGGUGUGGCUGCUGGGCUUUUUCUAUUUCGGUUCACUGCCGCUUGGCAUUUACUUGCUGGUGAUCCAGAGAGUGACUCUGGGGAUUGUGUGCGUAAGUCUAGUGCCGUCCAGUCUCACAGUCUGUCUGGUCUAUGGCUUCUGCCAGUGUCUGUGCCAAGGCAUGUGCGACUGCUCCAACAGGGGGUGACUGGUACAGAACAGGCCCCAGUGAAAAAUCAUAGGCUACAUCAUCGCACAAUACAGACA